Capsicum annuum is the source of this 1575-nucleotide messenger RNA. Its product is annotated as F-box/kelch-repeat protein At3g06240-like. Bases 34 to 1146 code for a protein of 370 amino acids. The record is from RefSeq and is a predicted model, not a curated record. Lineage: Eukaryota; Viridiplantae; Streptophyta; Magnoliopsida; Solanales; Solanaceae. The transcript has 2 exons. Gene Ontology annotation, molecular function: protein binding.
AUCUAAUUCUCUAUUUUUCUUAUUCUAGUUAGAAUGAAAAGUCAUGAAGAAAUAGUCAUGGACAUUCUCAAUAGACUAUCUGUGAAGUCUCUUACUCGAUUCAAGUGUGUUUCAAAAUUUUGGAAUAACAUAAUCUCCCAACCUUAUUUUAAGAAAAUGCAUCUCAAUACUCAUGUCAACCACCACAAUUCCCCCAAAAAAUUCCUUAUUGAUCAAUACGAAUGCUUUCACAUGAGUACCACUUUUAACGUCUAUUCAUUUUCUUUAUCCAACUCCGCCCCACAACUUAUUAAGGAUAUACGCAGACUUGAUACCCCUACAAGCUUUGAACCAAAAUGGGGUAGAGUCUAUUGUUGUUGUGAUGGUUUGUUUUUCAUCGGGGUUUGGAGAGAACUUGAUGAGGGCAGACACCCUUCCUUAUUAUUGCUAUGGAAUCCAUCCACAGGAGAGUCGGUGAAACUUCCCACUCAAUAUCCUCAAUCGUCACCAAAGCAACAUCUUUAUGGAAUAGGAUACGACCCUACUAGUGAUGACUAUAAAAUCAUUAGGAUUGACUGGAACAAAAAUGUACCCGAUGAAAUUUUGGCACUUAAAAGUGGUUCUUGGAGGAAAAUUGGCGAAUACGCAGGGGGGAUAAAUGGCGUUCAUUGGACGAGUCCAAUGAAAUUAUGUUUGGCAUUUGUAGAGGGAGCAUUUCAUUGGCUCGGCAGGGAAAAGGAUUGUGUGGUUUCAUUUAACAUUUCGAAUGAGAUAUACGGAGAGAUACCAUUGCCAGUGACACCGUAUUCCAAUAGAAUCGAAGAAAAGAGAGUGUCAGCAGUGGGAAGAAGAGUAUAUUAUCAUCAUGAUGACGAAAUAAAUUUCAAUUUAUGGGUCAUGAAAGAUUAUGGCAUGAAAGAAUCUUGGACAAAAUUGUUCAGCAUACAAAGUCAUGGGGAAGGUAUUAUGGCACCAAUAUAUAGAUUUUCAAAUGAUGAAGUGCUACUUAGCUGCUAUGGUUUGAAAGGAAGUAUAUACAAGACAUCCAAUGGAUCAAGCAAUCGAACGUGGCCUCUACAUUUGAAUGAUAUUAGUGAUUUGAAGAGGACAAUAGAUGGCUUUGUUUAUACAGAAAGUUUGAUCUCUCCAAAAUUAGAUAACAUCUAAAUAUUGACGGUAAACUGAAGUAAUUAUUCAUGCUAUUGGCUUGACAACUUGAACCUUUACAAUUCAUGCAGUUGAGAAGAGAGAAAUAGCGAUGGAUCUCCUACAACAACCAAAUGAAGAUGGAAGCAAUAAUGCAGCAAAACUAGUUGAGAAGAGAGAAAUUGCAGUUGUUCAAGCAACAGGGUCAAUAGAAAAUAACAGAUAUGGCAUAUGCAAAGAGGUUAACAUAGAAAUAUGUGCGAUGGACUGUCGAAAGAGGGACUUUUCUCAGAUACAAACAAUAAAAGUGAAGCAAUUGGAGGAUAAAAUGGCACACAUUAGAGAGCUAGAUAAGCAAAUUUCAGCAAAGGUUGAAAAAUUGAAGAAGAUGGACAAGGAAAAUACAACGCUGAAAAGGCAACUUCAAAAAGCAGAAGAAGAGAUUGCCAA